UCCAGCCUCUUACCGUUAGAUUUUAAAAAUUGAUAAUUUUUAGAGGUUAGUGCCUUUUUAAACCUUUUCACUCGGAUUAAUUUUAAUAUAAAUAAAACAAGGGCCACUUCUUCUCCUUCACUCUCACAAAUUCACUCUCUUUUCUCUCUUUUUCAAAAAGCCGUCUCAUUUAUAUUAUCUUAAAACGUUUUUGGCCAAAACCCACUGAGGCAGAGAGAUUUAGACCUCUAUCAAUGGCUACAAAAGUCUACGUUGUUUACUAUUCUACGUAUGGACAUGUUGAAAAGCUAGCUGAAGAGAUAAAGAAAGGAGCUGAAUCUGUGGAAGGUGUGGAAGUGAAAUUAUGGCAGGUACCUGAAACACUGUCAGAAGAGGUUCUUGGCAAAAUGGGUGCACCACCUAAGAGUGAUGUACCUAUCAUUACACCGAAUGAACUUGCGGAGGCUGAUGGGUUGCUUUUCGGUUUCCCUACUAGAUUCGGGAUGAUGGCUGCACAAUUUAAAGCAUUUAUGGAUGCAACUGGAGGUCUAUGGAGAACGCAAGCACUUGCUGGCAAGCCUGCAGGAAUUUUCUACAGCACUGGUACUCAGGGAGGUGGACAGGAGACCACUCCCUUGACUGCCAUCACACAGCUUGUUCACCAUGGUAUGGUCUUUGUGCCCAUUGGAUACUCAUUUGGAGCUGGCAUGUUUGAGAUGGAGCAGGUGAAAGGUGGCAGCCCUUACGGCGCGGGAACCUUUGCUGGGGAUGGCUCCAGACAGCCUUCUGAACUAGAGCUCGCGCAAGCUUUACACCAGGGAAAAUACUUCGCUGGGAUUGCAAAGAAAUUCAAGGGCACUGCUUGAUUUUCUCUCAUACGAAUCAUGUCGAUGUUGCUAUAUGUACCCUUGAAAAUUCUGCUCCAUUCCUGGGAAGAUUUCAGUUCAUGCUCUUUUGAAAAAUAAUGUGCCUUAUGACUUGCAUUAUUGUCAUGAGCUCACUUUCAUUGCAAUAGACGCAUAUAUUAAUGAGAAAAAGAAAUUGCUGCUCCA
Messenger RNA from Ricinus communis (castor bean), 1031 nucleotides. RefSeq names its product probable NAD(P)H dehydrogenase (quinone) FQR1-like 1. The record is from RefSeq and is a predicted model, not a curated record. The transcript has 4 exons. Lineage: Eukaryota; Viridiplantae; Streptophyta; Magnoliopsida; Malpighiales; Euphorbiaceae. Gene Ontology annotation, molecular function: NAD(P)H dehydrogenase (quinone) activity; FMN binding. The coding region runs from base 234 to 845 and encodes 203 amino acids.